Messenger RNA from Carica papaya (papaya), 2951 nucleotides. RefSeq lists its product as uncharacterized. The record is from RefSeq and is a predicted model, not a curated record. Lineage: Eukaryota; Viridiplantae; Streptophyta; Magnoliopsida; Brassicales; Caricaceae. Gene Ontology annotation, molecular function: protein binding.
CCUUCUAAGUUCCUUCCAUUUUCUUGUUCUUUUUAUAUAUAUUUUGUUCUCCUUUUAUUUUCUGCCAGAUUCACUGUCACUUGCUGCAUUAUAUGAUUAAAUGAUUACCAAACAAAACCCUUAUUAUAAUAUCAAAUAAUACACCAAAAGCUAGCCCACCAGAGAAUUAUCUAUAUUUCACGAAGGAAAAAAGACAUUGUCUUGUAGUAUCUAUAAUCAUUCCGUGUACUCCUCUCUUUCACCUAUAAUAUUAUUUUGUUUCACCUGUAGUCAGUAUUGUCUUGUUAAAAGAUUUGGGUUUCUUUAUAAUUUAAUGUGGAUAUAGUUUUCUUUGCCGGGUGGUUGAGCAAAGAUGAGAGCCAUGGGGAGGUACAGUUUUGUCGGUGCCAGGGACAGGGACGAGCUGGCAUUGCCGUCUCAGAGGCUGAUAGAGGCUGCUUUGAGUGUGGAUGUAGAGGGUGUGACACAGAGCUUGAGGUCAAAGACGGUUGAUGUCAACUACAUAGGCACAGUGAGCUUGAGGGUCAAGUGCUUUGAGAGUGUUGUGAGAGAGGAAGAACCUGAUGAUACUGAGGUUGUAUAUAGAGAUUUUGUCACAGAUGUCUCUCCACUUUUCGCAGCUGCUCAUUCAGGUCACAGUGAUAUCGUCAGGAAGCUGCUGUCAGCUGGAGCUGAUGUUAACCAACAGUUAUUUCGAGGCUUUGCAACAACUGCCGCAGCUCGUGAAGGUCAUUGUCUCAUUCUUGACAUGCUUCUCAAGGCUGGUGCAUCUCAGUCAGCUUGUGAAAGUGCCCUAGUUGAAGCUUGCCUUUAUGGUCAUGCUAAAGCAGCGGAAUUGUUGAUGUGCUCUGAAAUGACGGGGCCUGAUGUUGCACAACAUGCUCUUGUAUCCGCUAGCUGCAGAGGGUUUAUUGGUGUCGUGAAUACUUUAAUCAAGAAUGGGGUGGACAAGAAUUGCACAGAUAGGGUUCUCUUACGCUCAGUAAAACCUGCUUUGCAUGCUAACGUGGAUUGCACACCACUGAUGGCUGCCAUUGUAAGUCGACAGGUGUCAGUUGUAAAAUAUUUGCUGGAGGCCGGUGCAAAAACUGAUUGCUAUAUCAGAUUAGGAGCCUGGUCCUGGGAUAUCUUCUCUGGUGAGGAAUUGAGGGUGGGUGCAUGCUUGGGUGAACCGCUUAAUGAAAUUUGGUGUGCGGUUGAGUACUAUGAAGCAAGUGGUCAAAUUUUAAAUCUUCUGCUUCAGCACAAGAUUUCAUCUGUUGAAAGCCAACAACAAGGCCGAAGCCUUCUUUGCCAUGCUAUCCUCUGCCAGAAUCCUGAUGCUGUAGCCAUACUCCUUAAUGCUGGCGCUGAUGUUGAGUUCCCCAUUAGAACCAAGAAAGGACAUGAAUCCCACCCACUUCAUCUGGCUGCUAGAAUAGGUUGCAUUCCCAUUCUGAAACAGUUGAUCUUGCAUGGAUGCCAAGUCAAUUCAAAGACUGAGGCUGGGGAUACAGCCUUGAUGUUGGCUGCUAAAGCUGAUCAGGCAGAUUGUUUUCUUGAACUCAUUAUUUCAGGUGCAGAUUUGGGUCUGGUUAAUAAUAAUGGUGAAAGUGCAGUUCAAUUGGCAAAAAGAAGUAUGUUUGGUUCUUCUUUGGCUAACAUCUUUCAGAAGGCUAUUACUGCAGGAGUUAAAGUCACCUCAACCAAUCUUGAGGUGUUCUCUCUACUGCAUUUUGUUUCAGGAAUUGGUAAUGUGGAGCUUUUACAGAUGGUCCUCCAAUAUGCAACAGAUGAUAUUAAUGAGCAUGAUGGGUUAGGAUUGACACCCAUUAUGGUUGUAGCUAGGGCAGGACAUACUGAGCUCUUCCGACUCCUAGUUAAUUCUGGGGCUGACCUUAAUAUUAAGAGCCGGGAUGGGAAGACAGUUCUAUCUCUUUUGGAGCAUCAUGCCUAUGCUGGUGUCAAAACUCGGUUUGAAGAAAUACUGCUUGAUGCUAUGCUUGAUCACAUUCUUACAAGCUGUACUGAGUUCAAAGCUCUGCACUUUGCAGCACAAAUUGGCAAUUUGCAUGCGAUAGUUCAGCUUUUGAAAAUGGAAUUUCCCAUAAAUUGUCUUGAUGAAAAUGGAAAUUCAGCUCUCAUGGUUUCGGCCAAAGAGGGCCAUACUGAUGUAUGCAAACUGUUAUUGCAAAAGGGUGCUGAUUUUGGGAUUUUAAAUGGUAGAGGCGAGACAGCUUUAUCUCUUGCAAAGAAAAGCAGUAAAUGUAAGGCUGCAGAAACUGUGAUAUUUGAUUUCUUGGCUCGUUCUCACGUCUUGCGGGGGGAGGAGCUCUUAAAGCAUACCCGGGAAGGAAGAGGUUCGCCUCAUAUAAAGUUUGUUCAGAUGCUCAAAUCUGGCUUAUUGACAUGGGGAAAGUCCAGUCGGAGAAAUGUGGUAUGUCAGGAGGCAGUGGUGGGACCUAGUUCAAGCUUCUUGAAGAACAGAAGGAAGAUUACUACAGGUCAGAACAACCUGGUUUUUAGGGUGAUUACUGAGACAGGAAGAGAGAUUCACUUUGAAACAGUUUAUGAUGAUAAUUUGGAGCUUUGGGUCCAUGGCAUUAACCUAGUGGCGAAGGAGGAAAGUUCUUGUGCUUGGUGGUUGGAUCAGUAGCUGAGUAAGAGUAGAUAAUCUUUUUAAUGUGUAUAUGAGGUGAUGGUAUGGAUUUUUAAAAUUUCAGCAUAGGUUUCUGGGUCAAACUUAGCCUCUGUGCUAUAUCCUUUACUGAAGAAAAAAAAAGGGGAUAAAAUAUAGAAUAUGCUAUACAAAGUGAAAUCUAGGAUUGCACUUAUAUUCUUGUGCUGCUGUAGAACUCAUUUCAGGGAAAAUACUGUUAUUGUAUAGAAUAGAAGAUGAAAAUAAUGUUUGUGGCUGUGAAAGGUAGAUGGCCAUUUCCUGUUGAGUUGGAAUGAAUUUUCUUUUUGGUGUG